UUUUCACAUUAAAAAUAUGAGUUGGUACAAUUUAUAAACAACCCGGCCCAUCAAUUUGAUAGAAUUCAAAUUGAUGGGCUUGGGCCCACGUUCUCUUAGUUUUUCAAUAUCGAUCGAGAUCAGAAUCUGGCGCCGGCAAGUAUGGAGUCCCCGCCGUCAGCAGCUACCAGCGUCCGAAACCCUAACGGCGACCGGAAAUUUCUUGGUCUCUUCCAGAAUGCCAGGAAACAUAAACAAAGCUUCAUACAAUUCUUCGCUAUGACCGGAAUUCUACUGCUGAGUUGCCGAUCGCUCGGUCAGAAGUACCGCAUUCACGGCCUGACGGAGGACAACGUAGCGUUGAAGGAGGAGCAGGAACGACUUAUGGCACGCAUGGAUCACAUCAAGCAAGGUCUCCAAGCUGAAGCUGCUCUCGAGCCGACUGGUGCUUUCGCCACUAGGCUUCGUCUUCUCUUUGGAGAUGAUAGUAAUUGAGUGAGGAAAUGGAUGAAAAUAUUUGUUUGUUUUCUGAUAUUAUCAUAUUUAUAAAGUCCGAUGCUCGGUUUUGUGCUCAAAAAAGAAUUAUGGGGUUAGACUGAAUUGUAGAAGAUGGAUCUUAUCCUAAUGUGAAAUGUGAUGCUAACCUGAGAUGUUAUGGGAUGAUUGCAAGUGCUUGUUAUGAUUUCGGUUAAGCAUUUGGAGCCA
Molecule: messenger RNA, 684 nt
Organism: Andrographis paniculata
Lineage: Eukaryota; Viridiplantae; Streptophyta; Magnoliopsida; Lamiales; Acanthaceae
Exons: 1
Coding region: 142-474 (110 amino acids)
Source: RefSeq, a predicted model, not a curated record